GGGCGUUGCCACAUCUCGGCAGCUGUCAAAUUGUAUCCAAAUGACAAUAACACGGAAUUGCACAGGGAGCUUUUCCGCACAACGAUGUUCGUUUAAAAUAGAGAGUGUGCUGAUAUUCCUCACCUGACCUCUCUGAUCACCCUGUCCCACAUCACAAUGGAGACAACCAACAGCUAUGUGCUAAUCCAUGGGAAGAACAUCUCCCAUAGCACUCUGACAGGGCCUGCUGCAGGACCUCACAUGUCCAUAGACAAGCUCUUCCCAGCUCUCCUGGAGUGCUUUGGCAUCAUACUGUGUGGCUAUAUAGCAGGCAGGGGUGACAUCAUCACAGAGAGCCAGGCUAAAGGUUUGGGGAACUUCGUAUCCAAGUUUGCUCUUCCAGCGCUGCUUUUUAAAAACAUGGUGCUAUUGGACUUCAGAAAUGUCAUAUGGGCAUUUCUGUGGAGUGUCUUGGUUGCUAAGGUGACAGUCUUUGUGCUGGUAUGUGUGCUGACACUGAUGGUGGCCAGUCCAGACAACAGAUACAGCAAGGCUGGUCUGUAUGCCAUCUUUGCUACUCAGAGUAAUGACUUCGCCCUUGGAUACCCUAUAGUUGAUGCUUUGUAUCGAAGUACAUAUCCAGAAUACCUCCAGUACAUAUACCUGGUUGCUCCUGUAUCCCUCAUGCUCCUCAAUCCCAUCGGCUUUGCUCUUUGUGAGGUGCAGAGGUGGAGACAGGCCAGCCAUCCACAGCGCAGUACUCUUGGCAUCCUGGGAGUUGUUGUCUUACAGGUGUUGAAGAACCCAAUAGUGUUCAUGGUGAUAGUGGGAAUCAUCUCUCACUUUGCGCUGGGCCAGCAGAUCCCUGCUGUGUUGUCAGAGUUUAUAGAUGGUCUCGCCAACUCUUUUGGAGGGGCAGCGUUGUUUUACCUUGGCCUCACUAUGGUUGGUCAGCUUAGAAAACUAACCAGAGACACUGGAGUUGCCUUGAUACUGCUCAUCACAGCCAAACUCUUGAUAAUGCCACUGGUCUGUAAAGACAUGGUGGAUAUUCUGGACACUGGAGUGAACAGCACAAGUGCCAAUCACACAAGUUUGUCCAACUUUGCUUUCUUAUAUGGAGUUUUCCCAACAGCCCCCAGUGUGGCCAUCUAUGCUGGACACUAUAACAUGGAGUUAGAAGUGGUAACGUCAGGGAUGGUAAUCAGUACAUUCUUGUCGGCACCAAUCAUGUAUGUGUCCGCCUGGCUAUUAACAAUCCCUUUAAUGGACCCAACCCCCCUGGUUACAGAGCUUGAAAAUGUAAGCUUCAACAUCAGCAUUGUCAGCCUCAUAGCUCUGGUGUGGACCAUAGCGGUGAUGCUGCUCAGCAGGAAAUUUAACAAACUCCCUCACCUAUUUGCGCUAAAUCUAUUCCUGGCCCAGUUCCUAGUGUGUGUUAGUAUGAUCCUGUGGAACUUCUUGGUGAAACAAGAGGACAACCUGCUCGGCAAAAUUCUCACCUUCACUUUGCUCUAUGGGUCUCUUUACAGUACAUACAUUUGGACAGGUUUAAUCCCUCUCUGUCUGGCUCUGACUAACAGAGAUGAUCUGCUGAGACUCCGACCAGGAGUCUUCAUGAUUUUGGGUUGGGGGGUUCCUUUCCUAAUGGUUGGCGGUCUUCUCAUAUCAGGAGAGAGGACUGAUACGAUAGACUCUGCCUUCUUCUAUGGCAGAGCCCAGAUAAUCAGCACUGCAGUAAUUCUUGCGGUCAGCCUGGUUCUCGGUGCAAUAUCUUUGAUGGGUCUCAGCCAGGGAGAAUGGGAGCAGAGCGGCUACCAAGCCCUGAGCAGAGCUACUGUAACGGGUAUCAAUGAUGAGGUGAGGGUCCCUGGUGGCCUGGAGGAUUCACACCAACAGCAAGAGCAGACACAGUUGUCAAAUUCACCUGCCUGUGGUAUCAACUCGGACCUCCACGGUUUCUCUCCUCUCCAGCCUAUACCUGAUAUGAUAGCCAGUACACAGAGGGACCACACGAACAGCACAGGCCACAUUGGGGCGCUGUGUGAUGGGCAUCAGCAAAGUACUUCCUCGUCUGAGCAGCCGCUGAAUCUUCCACCACCCGGGCUUCAAGCCACAGACGAUAAACAGACUGUGAGACAUGUUCUGCUCUGUCUGCUGCUCAUUGUCAGCCUGCUAGCAAACCUGUCCAGCUGUCUGUGGUGGUUGUUCAACAAAGAUCCAGGAAGGCUCUACCUUGAACUACAGUUCUUCUGUGCUGUGGCUAACUAUGGACAGGGCUUUUUGUCCUUUGGGAUUUUUGGUCUGGACAGACACCUAAUCAUCUUGCCUUUUAAGAAGAGAUUGCUUAGCCUGUGGCAGGGCAGGGACAUUGAUGAUUUGAGUCCCUCAGGUGUACCAGAGGAGGUCAGGCUCACCUGUACUCAGUUUGUCCGCUACCACAAAGACCAGUGUGUACAAGACAUAGUACACACACGCAGGUUUGGAGGAGGACUGGAGGAUGAAAAUGAAGUUCGGAGACAUUCCUCAGCCCAUGAACCCCUUUACCUAAACACAAAUUCUAGUGAUCAGGGUCAGCUGAACGAUCACUCACAGAUUCUUAACCGAAACCACAAUCCAGAUAAAUCCAGCAGCCAGUGUUUGCUUCCGAAUCGACCCCACCUAGAGCCCGAGAAUGAAUUGCAAGCGCAUAUUUCCAACCCUGAUGCACCAGAAACCUCCCUUGACCAUGAACCCACCAAUUCUCAGCAUGGUAAUGCUUCAAGCCCUCCCCAGUUUCAUCAGUAUCCCCAGUCCCAUCUUGAAAAUGUGUUCCGAGGCAGUGACUUAGUAGAGUGGCUGGUGGAACGAGGCCUCAGCGCUGGACGAGCCGAGGCACAGCUGUAUGGCGCCCGUCUUCAGCGGGGAGGAGUGUUGACAGGUCAGCACAGCUUCAAGGAUGAACCCAACUUUCUUUAUCACUUCAUGCAGCCAAGACGGGAGGAAGAGUAGGAGGGAACAAGAUGAUGAAAGUGAUGAACAAAGCUUUCGGCAUACCAAGCGACAGCCACCAUAGCUGAGUGCCAAAGCAGAAGUGCCUUAUGGUGCAGCUUCUUCAAAGGUCACUUAAGGUUGAAUCUGGAUCAUAUGAGAUACUCAUUUGCCCACCAGAAUUGGGUUAUUUGUCCCUGUAUAUUCAGGGUGGUUCCCAGUUGAAUAUCAACUUGUUAGCUAAUCGGAAGAGAGGUUGCGUUUGCAGUUGCUUUAGAACAGGGGUGGGGAACUCCAGACCUCAAGGGCCGGUGUCCUGCAGGUUUCAGAUGUGCCCUUGAUCCAACACAGCUGACUCAAAUGGCUAAAUUACCUCCUCAACAUGUCUUGAAGUUCUCCAGAGGCCUGGUAACGAACUAAUAAUUUGAUUCAGGUAUGUUGACCCAGGGUGAUAUCUAAAAGCUGCAGGACAUCGUCCCUUGAGGUCUGGAGUUCCCCACCCCUAUUUUAUUUUCAUCGAUUAUUUUGCUCUCAGUUUUCUCACUGGGAUCAGUCUGAGAUGUAAACAGUAUAGAAUCAGUCCCAAUUGUAGCAGGUAAAAGUUUUAUUUCCUUGAUUGCUUUCUGGAUAUAUUUUUCAAAGAAAUUAACUUAAAUGACCAUGCUUAAAUAAAUAAUAUUUAAGAUAAGCAUGCACGUGGUGAGAAGACCAGAAAAGCCGUCAGUAAACUGAUGGGACUACUCAAUGACAGCCUGUGACAUUUCUAUCAAAGAACAAUGUCAUAUUUUCUUUCAGGGGAUAUUAAAGCGUCCAGAAUCUGCCUGUUAGUUAUCAUUUUGCACGCUGUGUCUUUUAAAAGCUCCAGUCUAUGCUGACUACUUGCAUGACUCAGCAGUAUGGACUUCUCCUCAGCAAUGAGCUGUUUGCACUAACUGAAUAAAUACAUUCUUCACUUUUUUUUUUUUUUAAAUUAUGCAACUCACUGGAUAGCUGUCUCUUGGUGAUGCUGCAGAGGAAGUUUGUUUUCUUUGCAACUGUAAUUGUGUUGCAGCUGUUUAGUUUCAAAUAUUUGUUCAGGACUGAUUUUGAAUUCACUCAUCCAUGGUGGAGCACCACCUCAUAUGGGCUUAAUUUGAGAAUUCAGCCAAAAUUCCUCUCAUGUUCUUUGCCUUUGAGCCCAACCUACACAACAGAAGACAAAAGCACGUACAGUAGUUAUUGGGAUGAAAAAUCUGUCCAUUUGAAUGAAAGACAGGUAAAGCCAGAGGGCUCACGUUGUCACAGAUACAGUCCUGUUUUUGUUUCAAAUGGCUUCUCUUUCUUUACAAACCACUGCUAAACUGUUUACACCUGUAAUAAAGUUCCACUACUCUGUCCAUUUAAAAAACAAACAAACAAAAAAUCCUGUUCAAAAUGUGUCGAGUCGACUUCUCUGUGAAUAGUGAAUACGAUCCCAGUAGUGCUCCAGACCCAGUGUGUUUCCUUUGCGUUUGGAAAUCGCAGAUGUGCAUUUGAAAGUUGUCAAACUGGGCUGUUCAAGGAGUGUCAUCCUCAGGUAACAUUAAAGCAGGCUUGAGCCGAAUUUAAAAAAAAAAAAAAAAAAUUAAAUGGUUGUUUGAUGCAAUUUUAUUAUUAUUGCUUUUUAAGUGGGCAGAGUUACAAAACUGUGUGGUUGCACUUUCGUAAAUGCCUGUUACGUUGCUGCUGUUUUACACUAUUGCUACUAUGAAGUUUACAGUGUGUUGGCGAAGUUAUAGAAGGUGGAUGGUAAUAUAUGCAUGUUUAAAAAAAAAAAAUGUCAGGGACACAGAUCAUGUUAAUGUCAAACUAAUGUUUGCUGUGAUUUUUUUUUUUGUUGACCUACUAAUGUAUUUGGUCCCCAUGCAUAUAUUUCCAUCUUUUGAUCCUCUGCCAACAAACAUCAUACUGGUUCAUGCAAUCAACAUCAGGUCCUUGUGUUUAUGAUGUUUGAUAAAAAUGUGAUUUACCUUUUUUUUAAAGAGUGCCUGCCUCAGUUAACAUGAAGGUGUGUGUGUGUGUGUGUGUGUGUGUGUGUGUGUGUGUGUGUGUGUGUUUGCAUGAACAAAAAUGUCUGCGUUUCUGUGUGGAGUGUGUAUGCACGUGUUGCAAAGCACUGAGAUAAAAUAAGACAUUUUAAUCUCGGUCAGCAGGUUCAGUGUAACAGUGGAUGUUUUUAGUGUGUUGCUUUAAGUUAGUCGGGGUCAGUGACUGUAACAGAAGGCAUAAAUUAAAAACGUUUGCAUCCAAACUCGUUUUUACUUCAUCACUAAACUCGAUUAUUGAUUCUAAUUGGAAAUUCACAAGUAAAACGACAAAGUAAAAAAACAUAUUAGAUUUUUCUUACAUUACAUAAAACCACAGAAUAUAUAAAUGAUGGAUAACUCCACCAUGAUGUCCCAUUUUGAAGUGUGCAGAUGAGCCUGUAAUUUCAUCACUAGGCCGCUUCCCAUAGGCUCCCACAGUACUGAAAAUCUUUUUUGCCCCAUGAUGGGCAUUAAAUAGAAGGUUUAAGUCAAAAACAUUGGCUUCACUUUUCAGAUUUGUAAGCUAAAUCCAUCAUUUCUGCUGUCUAUGGCUAAAACAUGAUGGAGGGGGGAAGAAAAGCUUUUUUAACAAACAAGAGGAAAAUAAAAAUCCUCUUCCACCCACACAAAAAGCCUUUUAAAAAUAAAGGCAGCAUACUUACCAACUCCCCAGCCCCCCAUAAAUGUGUCAUUUCACGCUGCUGAUAAAAAAAACCUUGAAUUUAUUUAUUUAUAUCAUGCAGCUUUGACAAAAUUGCAGAUAAAAAUAAGUUAGGCACUUUGGGUGUUUUUCACAUUCACAAAUCAGGGAAAGCAGGAAAAGUUCACACACUGGGAGGCUACAUUAUAAAAUGUGAUACUCUAAAUUCUAAACUGUAGUAUAUUGUUGAAUAUCAAAAAACAUGUAUACAUUUACUCAAACAAUUUGAAAUGAGGAUGAUCAUGAAAUGCCUCUAAAAUACACACCAGACAAUUCAGAUUUGUAAGGUUUGUCAUUUUCUCAGUUAAGGUUAUUUGUUGCCCCUCUGUUGCACCUAACCUUUGUUUUUGUGUGUUUUCUUUCAUGAUAUAAAUAAAAAGCUAGAUUUUAAGACUCCUUUCUAAAGACUUUCUUCUCUCAAACAUUGACUUAAUAAAUAAAGAACAAUUCCAGUCAAAUGUAAAGUGCAACACCAAACGUGUUAAUAGGAGCACAUUAUAUGAUUUUCUCAUGUCUGUAGUUUAAAUAUUUAAAAAUGACACAA
Molecule: messenger RNA, 6238 nt
Organism: Pelmatolapia mariae (spotted tilapia)
Lineage: Eukaryota; Metazoa; Chordata; Actinopteri; Cichliformes; Cichlidae
Gene: gpr155b
Product: G protein-coupled receptor 155b
Exons: 20
Coding region: 157-2970 (937 amino acids)
Biological process (GO): intracellular signal transduction; transmembrane transport; G protein-coupled receptor signaling pathway
Cellular component (GO): membrane
Molecular function (GO): G protein-coupled receptor activity
Source: RefSeq, a predicted model, not a curated record